AUGCGCGGAGCGUAUUCCCUUCUCCUCGCCGUGGCCGGCGUGGCCGUGGCCACCCCCCUCCCCACCCCCCCUCUCUUCCGCCCCACCCACAUGAUAACCCGCAACAUGACGCACAUGAGUCCGCUCAUCUCGUACUCUGGUGACGUCGACUUGAUCUUCGCCCCCCCGGGCACGCCCGACGGUACGAUGGCCGACGACAUCACGUUUUCUCACCAUAUUCUCCAGAGUGGGGCGAGUGCCGAGUUCAAUUUCUCCGGCUCGGCAUUCAUAUUGAAUGGAUGGGCCGACGCCAUGUUGCGCGUACGCGAAUACCCCCUCGGCUCAAGUGAGGUGUUGCGCGUACGCGAAUACCCCCUCGGAAUCGAACAGCCAGUGGCGUGGGGUCUCGGCGGGUAUGAGACGGACUAUGCGAGUGUGAGGCUGAGCCCGGCGCCUGGGGCGAGUUAUAUUGAAUUGAGGGGGGCAACACCAUUGGAAACGACGGGAAAAGGCCGGUUUCGCGUACGUGUCGACCCUCCUAUCCAAGGACAUGAUGACGGGUGGCACACGGUGUAUCCAGCCGGAAGCACGCCGGCGGAUAUCGUCCUCUUCUCGUCGGCGCUCGACAGUACCCUCGCAUACAGUGUGACGCUCGAGGUACAGGGGGUGGGAUGGCACUGGGCGAGUGCGUGGUUCCUCGCUGAGAUGGGCGUGCAGCCCAUGCCUAAGUGGAUCGGGCACUGGGGCCGCGUGCGGCGCGUGCUCGACUCGGUGCGCGCCCGGAUGGCUAUUGUGCUCGCGAGCGUCGUCGCGGUCGCGGCUGUCGUGCUUGGCUUUGUACUGGCACGCCGGCGUGUACAGAAGGACGACGGGGAGCGACAGCCCCUUCUUGCCGAGACAGAGGACGAUGCUUGA
Messenger RNA from Cutaneotrichosporon cavernicola, 894 nucleotides. RefSeq lists its product as uncharacterized. The coding region runs from base 1 to 894 and encodes 297 amino acids. Lineage: Eukaryota; Fungi; Basidiomycota; Tremellomycetes; Trichosporonales; Trichosporonaceae. The record is from RefSeq and is a predicted model, not a curated record. The transcript has 2 exons.